ACUGCAACUACUACUGUGAACACUGAGAUAGCUCCUUCGAAUUACAGGGGCUCUAUUUUCCCAACUUUUCAUAAGUAUAGGUAAAGACGAAAUGGGGAGAACUUUAAUAAAUUUAACACUUUAAAUGCUGCUAAUAAUGUUUCUUUCUCUACUGCCCCCCAAUUGCAAAACAGUACUAAGGUAAGCCCCUCAGUUGAAACUCAGACAGAAAAACCAGACCCCUGCUUUAAACAAAAUAAAACUACUUGUGGUCUCUCUAUGCAAAGUCCCUGCACUUCUCCUGACACCCCCAUCAUUUCUCUUACCCCCCUUAUUACUGACUCUUGCAGUAGUUACGUGGAAACCUCUCCAAGUACUCUCACUACAAAGUCCCCUAGUUUAGUAAAUAUUGCUCUCUUCCUUAGGGCUCCAUUGGCUUCCACUUCACUAUCUAUCCCUCUACAAACUGACAAAAUUUCCCACAUGGCAGAACACGUGGAAGCCCCUGAUCAUAUGCAUGAUAUACAAAAUCCUACUUCAGAUAUCACACUACGUUCUAAUGAUUAUACUCACACUGAAUCUAUACUUAUAUUAAAUGCUCAACCAUCCCAGCAAGCUAUCUUCUCUUCCACCUCGGAGAUAAAUAAGAUCUCCUCUUUAAAAAAUGAACAGAGUUCAUUUCCUUCCUUUUCACCAAAAAGUCAAAUUGUACCCUUUAGCUCGUCCGUUCAUACACACUCCAAUAGACCCACCACCCUAAAUACCUCCGCAUGCAACAACUCAUCCUCUAGUGUAUGCUACACAACCUGUCUAUCCACUCUAUCAACCAUUGACUGAUCGAGAAGGCACUUCAAGGGCAUGCAGUGCUAUUCUCGAUGGAAAUCAAUGGUGUGGAAACCUUUGUGAUCCUUCAAAACCAGAACUUCCUAGCCCAACUAGUCUCGGAGGGCAUGAAAAAAUGAGUAUUUUGUGAAUCAGAUGUGGCUAUCGAACAUUAUGGACCCUUGGUGCAAUCCACAGCCCCGCAGUUUAUCCAUACUCUUCAAUCUCUCUGGAUCCUUCCACUUCUGCUGAACCAGUUCUUCAAUAUGAAUGAUGUUGCACUAAAUCCGUUCUUCACCCCUCAAGAGAUAGUCAAUACCAAUCCACUCCUUUUUCUAUGGAAUCUAAUUCCACUCCAUCGCGGCCAGUUUGUGAAUCUCCACACAUCCAUUUUGCCGGGGUUAGGCGACCUAGGGGUUAUUCCAGAGAGGAUGGCUUCAUUCACAAAAGUCUCAAGUUUAAAAAGCGCAGAUCUCAUGAUCUUUCUGAAAGCCGAGGACAAGAAGUAUAUUCAUCUGUGCCUAGUGUCCCUUCUGAAGAGUUCAUUCGACCUACGACUAGCCAUCAACAGUGUGCUAGCGAAGUACGCGGUUGUGAUGACCCCGACACUUCGAUGUACCCAAUUUUCUUCCUCAGGCGAUAGUUCUCAAUCGUCCCUCAAUUAUUUCUCUCCAAUGAAUCAAGCUACUUGUUUUAUUGUCUGGAACACUCGUGGGGUUAACAAUAAGAACUUUAGGAGGAACUUCUGUGAUCUUCUCAAUUCCCAUAAUCCGUGCUUUGUUUCUUUAUUGGAAACAAAGUUGUCUGACCACUUAGGUCUCAUGCAUGAGUUCGGCUUUGAUAAUUACUGGGAAGUACCCACAGUUGGUAACUCGGGAGGUUCGGGAGGUAUAGUCUUGCUCUGGCAUGAAAACUUCGUUAGUGUCACUCAGAAACGUCAAACCAUACAGGAGCUUCAUGCCAUGAUUAAGGUUAAUGUUGAGGAACAUGGGGAAUCCAGUGGUGCAACAUAACUUUCGGGAAGCAAACAAAGUAGCUGACUGUUUAGCAAAACUAGGUGCCAACUUAAAUCUGCCUGGAACUGUAAUCUCUCUCCGUUCUCCGCCUCUUGCUGCUGCUACUCAUCUGGCCGACGACGUUGAGGGCAUUGUUAGUACUCGUUUAGUGACCUUGGUCUAUGUUUAAUAAUCUGUUAUGUGUAGGGAAUCCGUCCGUAUCUUCAUAUGUAAAUAGUAAUGCUAAGCCUACUGGUAUUAAUGUUUCUGGUUGUACCUAUGCUACUGUAAGGGCCUCUGAUAAGAGUACCCCUUUGCUCUGUACUGCUUAAGUUAUAUAUAAUAUGUUCCUAUUCACCAAAAAAAAA
Capsicum annuum is the source of this 2164-nucleotide messenger RNA. RefSeq lists its product as uncharacterized. The record is from RefSeq and is a predicted model, not a curated record. The coding region runs from base 1068 to 1814 and encodes 248 amino acids. Lineage: Eukaryota; Viridiplantae; Streptophyta; Magnoliopsida; Solanales; Solanaceae. The transcript has 2 exons.